This is a messenger RNA of Solenopsis invicta (red fire ant), 3862 nucleotides long. RefSeq names its product all trans-polyprenyl-diphosphate synthase PDSS1 (gene qless). The transcript is spliced from 8 exons. Gene Ontology annotation, molecular function: prenyltransferase activity. Lineage: Eukaryota; Metazoa; Arthropoda; Insecta; Hymenoptera; Formicidae. The coding region runs from base 151 to 1380 and encodes 409 amino acids. Gene Ontology annotation, biological process: isoprenoid biosynthetic process; ubiquinone biosynthetic process. Gene Ontology annotation, cellular component: mitochondrion; transferase complex. The record is from RefSeq and is a predicted model, not a curated record.
UGGGGGCUGUGGCGGCCGCGAGAGUGGCGGGUCGGGGAGGGGGGUGUGAUUUUUCGAAGUGCUGGUGGGAUCGAGUGGCUGAGAGUGAGCCGCGCGCGCGAGGUACGGGCCACUCGGGCAGUGGUGAGUCCCCUCACUAUAGUUCCCGCGAUGGCAUGUAUAGGAUCGAGUAGGCUUUGUGCUCAUGUGGAGAGACUGUGCCAGUUCGGACAUUUCGCCCAAUUACGGAGGAAAGUUUCGACUACGACAUGUGUGAAAUCGCGACCACCGAUCAUCUCCCGGACGGACGGCGCGCAGCUCCUGCACUGCCAGAAUAAAACGAACACGCGGGACAGCAGGAUAGGUCUCGCGAGGGCAACGAGCACUAUGCAAACGCAGAUGCCUGGAUCUUUACACGAUUACCAAAUCGAUCCUUAUAGACUUGUGGAAGACGAGAUUAAGGAUAUGUUCGACGAUAUACGACUGGAACUCGCAAACCACACCGCGUACGAAGAGAUGCUAACUAUAAGCACAUACUACUUCGAUGGCCAGGGGAAAGCGAUUCGACCCAUGUUCACCAUGCUGAUGGCACGAGCUAUUAAUUAUCACAAUGGAAGGAACGUUCUCUUGCAGACGCAGCGACAAAUAGCGAUGAUCGCUGAGAUGAUCCACAGUGCUUCUUUAUUGCACGACGAUGUGAUCGAUCAGUCAGAUAUUCGUCGUGGCAAGCCGUCAGUUAAUGUCAUGUGGAGUCAAAAGAGAGUGGCUAUGGCAGGAAAUUACAUCUUGGCAGUCGCCUGCACGAUGCUGUCCAGAAUCCGAAAUGAUGACGUGACUAUUACGAUCAGUCAGAUUGUCUCUGACUUAGUGCAAGGCGAAUUUAUGCAGCUUGGUUCCAAAGAAACGGAAAACGAGAGGUUCGCGCACUAUCUCACGAAGACUUAUCGAAAAACAGCGAGUUUAAUUGCCAAUUGCGUGAAAGCGGUCGCUAUUCUUUCCGAAGUCGAUGACCGCACGAUAGAGAUGGCUUUCCAAUACGGCAGAAAUGUUGGCUUGGCUUUCCAAUUGGUAGAUGACCUUCUAGAUUUUGUGGCUUCUUCAUCAGCUAUGGGCAAGCCCACGGCUGCUGAUCUUAAACUCGGACUAGCCACAGCCCCAGUGCUCUUUGCUUGCGAACAGUAUCCAGAAUUAAAUGCAAUGAUCAUGCGUCGUUUCCAAGAGCCCGGAGACGUUGAGAAAGCUUUCGAUUUGGUGCACAAAUCCAACGGUCUCGAACAGACAAGAUUCUUGGCGAAGAAACACUGUGUGGAAGCCAACAAGAUUGCGCAGUCCUUCACUAAAAGUCCGUAUCAGAGAGCUCUGAUCCAUAUGACGGAUCUGGUCAUUAACCGCAUGAAAUAGCACCGCGAAGAACGAACAUUUAAAAAACGACAGAUUGAUUUUAUAAAUAUUUAUAAGUUAUACCGGGCGGGUACGGUUAGUAUGAUUCUCUUGAAUUAUGUAAAUCGAAGACAGGAUUCAAAUCGCAAGAAAGUUCAAUAUUAUACCACUAACUGAAAUUAUAUAUAUAUAUUAUAUAUAUAUAUAUAUUGUUAUAAAUAAUUUAAUGUUUGACGAUUUUUAUAAAACGUAAUUAAAUAAGGAAAUUGAUUUUCACACUAUAAUUCGUGGUGGUGUAAUAUUGAUAGCAUUAGCAUGUAUACAACGUAAAUACAGCGUAUUUACGUUGUCGCACUGCCGACUCUAAAUUCAUACCUCAUUUGAAGAAAAAAUGAAAAAAGCAAGUCCUUAUUCGGCUUUUUUCAGAGGACUUUAUCGAUAUACGAAAUUAAGUUGUCUAGAAAUAUGCAAACGUUGCAUUAUACAACAAAAGUGCCUAGGCAUUACGUUUACUUGACCUGUGCGUAAGGAAAAGAGCAUGCAUUACUGAUUUUACAAAUUGUUAGCCGAUUAUGUAAAUAAAAUAAUCUAGUAUUAUAUUAACGUAUUAGCAUUGAUAAUCCCUUCUAUAUCUUUUUUGUGCAUGCAUCUCUUUCAUCAUGAUACAAUUAUAUUGCUAUCCUAAAAUAAAACUAACGUACAAAGUCAAAUUACUUAAAAAAUCGAAUAAUAUCAUUGUAUCGUGAUACGCCAGGCAAAUUGCUUGCUAUAAUAAAUCUUCAUUAAUACUCUUUAGAGUCUUAAUGAAGAUUUAUUAUAACAUGGUUAAAAUAAAUUAAAAUAAAAAAAAUAUACAUAUAUAUAUAUAAUAAUACAGAAUUAAUGUUAUAAUAAGAUAUCUUCGUAUUUUAUCAUAAUCGAAGUCCUUAAAUAUAAUGAAUACAUAUUUUUGAUAAAGUGCUGCGUAAUUUUUAUUGCAGCAAAAUUGUAAAAAUAAACAAUAAGGAAUGCCAAUACUAAUUUUUAUCGACAGCCAAAUUUAAAGUUUCGCUAAAACCGCCGCAAAGAAUAUUUGCCAAAGAAGACAAGUUCGUCUUUCUUUUUUUCCGCCAGGAAGUUUAGCAAAAGUUAACUUUGGUCUUGUCGAUGUAAUCAAUAAGAAUUAUCUGCCUCUUUAAAUUUUAGACUGCAUGUCAUCGAAUUUCAUGAUGCGGAAAAAAAUAAAAGUUUCUUUUUUAUUUGGACAUUUUUGUUCAGUAAGAAUAGAAUCACUUUUGCCACAUUUUGCUUAAUAGCUAAACUGCUCAAAAUAUCAAUAUAUUACUGGAUAGAUAUAAGUAUAAAUAUCUAAUGUACAAUAAUUUAUAUUUAUGACGAGAAUGUAUAUAAUUGUUUAAAAUGUUACAGAAUAUAAUAGAACAUUAACUAAGAAGUAAGCAUGUAAUUAUAAUCAAAUGUAGAUUUACUUAUAAUAGGAUAUGACAAAGAAGGAAAUCGGGAUUGUGGAUCUCCUCUAUGUAUUUUGCAAUAUUUAUGUAAAUUUUAUGAGAAAUGCACAAAAGUUUUCAAAAUGUUUAUAUUCAAAGAGAAUACUCAAGAAAGACUUACAGUAAAACACAAGCUAUGGCGAGAAAGCAUACACUAACAGAUACAACUUAAGCAAAAUUAAGUAAUAUAUAUUCCAUAUAAUAUAAAUAUAACUUUAGUUUGGUUUUCUAACUGUUAGAUAUAUAUUCACUUUUUACAUGUUCGAAAAUUGGAAAGCGAUUAUUGGUACGUUUUUUGACAGUUAGAAAAUUAAUUUAAAGUUCAGCUUUAUCUUACGUAGAACGUACUAUAACAAUGCAAAAACUCCAAAGACAGCAGAUCCGCUAGAUUUAAAUGCUUUUGAAGCGUAUCUAUGACGUCUCUUUAAACGUAUUGUCUCGGUUUACAUAAAUUGUCAGUCUAGACAAAGUAGCGACAUAGGUUCGGAAAAAUGCGCUGCGCUAACUUAUGACUAUACCUGAAGAAAAUUCAUCAAUGCACCAUUUUAUAUAAGUGCCUCGUAUAUCAAUUAAAUUGAAUUAUUGCUGAUUCUUUAACAAAGUAUUAUCUUUUGAAGAUUUUAAAAUUUAUUAGUCUGUUCUUUUUCUCUUAUUUUUUUGAAUUUAUCUAUUAAUUAUAUUUGUGCAUCAGUAAAUUUGUUUGUAGAUUUCAAUAAUUUUUAUAGAAGCUUGAAAAAUGAUCUAAUGGUAAAAAAAAAAAUAACCUGAUUUGGAUCUGUAUUAAAAAAGAAUGUAUUAUUAAAAUUAUUAGAGAUUUUUAAACAUGUGUUCAUAGCAGAAACAUGGUACAAUAUUACUCUCACACUAUAAUUGUUAUAUUGUUGGUUGAUUAACUACUUUAUUAUAAAACUUUAGGCUUAAUGUAAGUUUAUUGUGUUGGGGAUCAUUAAAUUCGAAUAUAUAAGUUUUUUUUCAUAUAAAUAUGUGAAAUUAAAAUAUAACUUUUUAAACCUGCA